Molecule: messenger RNA, 915 nt
Organism: Rotaria sp. Silwood2
Lineage: Eukaryota; Metazoa; Rotifera; Eurotatoria; Philodinida; Philodinidae
Source: the annotation of a GenBank genome assembly
AUGAUCGUGAUUCUUCCUGAGUCAACAAUGGGUCUAAGUUCUUUUAAAUUUUUCUCAGCUGCACCAAGGCCUACUUCACAAGCAAAAUGUGAAAUCGAAUGGUGUCCGACAGCUGGUUAUGUUCCCUUUCAUGGUCUUGUCGGUCAUCGAACUUCAUCCAACGCUGGUGAUUAUGCUAAACCAUUAGUAGUUCUCUAUUAUAAUGUUGACUAUGUUCGUGAUACAAAGGGUACAAAUUAUGUACGUAAUCGUUUAUUAAAAGUCGCUAAAAAAUUAGCCGAGGAAAAAGUUAAUGUACGAUUUGCUGUCAGUAAUGCUGAAGACUUUCGUCAAGAAUUAUCUCAAUUUGGUAUUAGUGAUGCUAAAAAAGAUGCAAAAUAUGUAGCUGCUCGUGGUCCUCGAGAUGAAAAAUAUAUAAUGUCUGAAGAUUUCAGUUUCGAAGCUGUUGAAACAUUUGCUCGUAAAUUAGCUGCCGGUGAGCUUGAACCAUAUUUAAAAUCACAACCAAUUCCUGAACAAACUGAAGAUGUUAAAGUUAUUGUUGCAAAAAAUUUUGAUGAAAUUGUUAACGAUAAUAGUAAAGAUGUUUUAAUUGAAUUCUAUGCUCCAUGGUGUGGUCAUUGCAAAUCACUUGCUCCUAAAUAUGAUGAAUUAGCUAAGAACUUGAAAAAAGAAAAUAGUAUUGUCAUUGCUAAAAUGGAUACCACUGAAAACGAUGUUCCAAGUUCAUAUAAUGUUCGAGGUUUUCCAACAAUUUAUUUUGUACCUAAAAAUGAUAAAAAUAAUCCAAGAAAAUAUGAAGGUGGACGUGAAGUUGAUGACUUUAUUAAAUAUUUAGCUAAAGAAGCUACAGAACCACUUAUUGGUUAUGAACGUGAUGGAACAAAGAAGACUGGUACAGAUCAAGAACUUUAA